Molecule: messenger RNA, 2139 nt
Organism: Coturnix japonica (Japanese quail)
Lineage: Eukaryota; Metazoa; Chordata; Aves; Galliformes; Phasianidae
Product: inositol 1,4,5-triphosphate receptor associated 2-like
Cellular component (GO): endoplasmic reticulum membrane
Source: RefSeq, a predicted model, not a curated record
AUGGGGCUUCCCCAUAUCACCACAUACAAGCCAUCCUGGUGUACCCUCAUGCCGCAUCCCAUGUCAUGGUGUGUGGAUUUUCACCUGGUGCUGAGGCUCAGCUUUUCCCCUCCAGCCCUCAUCACUUCCCACACCCUGUACAGGGGCUGCAGGGCCACCUGUGUAGUUCCCAGCCUGGCUCUGCAUGGAGAGCUCUGACUGCUUUGUGCAUGUCCUUUAAAGGCCUUCUCCCUUCAAGCUGCUCCCUUGGCAGCUCCUUCUGCCACAAAUGCAAUUGCUGUGCUGCUGGCAGCGUGCACUGCUUGGUGCCCUGGCUCCCAUCCCUGGGGUCCCAACUGCGCAGAGGGCUGGGGCUGAGCUGGGGCCUUUUGGGACGGAUUCAGGCAGGUGUAUGAGUCCUGGAGCCUCUGUGCUGUGCGGAUGAAGCCAAGGGUGGACACUGUGCUGGGAGUGGGGAAGGAGGUGCAUGGAAGAGCCCAGGGGCGUGCAGCACGGCGACAGCGCAGGGGCUGCCGGAAGACCCCCCCACAGAGCAGGGAGCAGCAGGCAGAGCCAGACAGGCUCCUCACAGCUCCGGAUGAAGGAAGGAUGAGCAGUCCCCAGGAGCACCUGGAUAGAGUUUUGGCUGGGAGCAAGGAGAGCAUGGAGAGUGUCAGUGAGCACCAGGAAGGGGUUUGGCCUGAAAGUGCCCCUUCGCAGGAGCCGGACACAGAGGAGAUGGCUUUUUGCACUGGAGAUGGCGAUGGGAUUGAGGAAGGUGAAGAAACCACAGAGGAGCUGCUGCUCAGUUUCCCCAGUGAGGUCUCAGUGCUGGAGAGAUUGGGACUGCACAGCACUAAUUUGACGGAGCAGGACGUGGAGACAGCCUUUGCCCACCUCGCCCUGGCAUUUCGCUGCGACACGUUCACCCUGCAGCAACGGGUGCAGGUAGAGAAGCGAGCACAAGAUGCAGCAGAGGAAAACAUCCGGGAGGAGCUGGGGCAGUGCCAGACUUUCCUAGAGAGGCUGAGCACAUCCUGCAUGGAUGUAAGCUACAAGGAGGUGCUGGAGCAGCUGCAAUGCAGCCUGGAUGUGCUGGAGGCUGCCAUCAAACGUGCCACCAGUGCUGCGGAGAAGCUGGGGGCUGUACACCAGGAGGCACGGAUGAGCCGAGCGGCAGAGGUGAUGGUCCAACAUGUGGAGAACCUGAAGCGUCACCACCUGCGUGAGCAUGCUGAGCUGGAGGAGAUGAAGUGCCUGAUCCAGCAGAACUCCCGCAACCAGCAGUUGGCAGAGACCCAGGAUGGUGCAGAGCAAUGGCUGAGGCCUCACCCCUUGAUGCGAGGUUUCCAGCAGGGGUCUGUGCGCCGCAGAGUCAGCAUCGCUGUCAUCCCAAAGCAGCUCUUGCCAACUUCUGGCGUGGAUGGCCGAGCAACUCUGGCUGGUGGGCCUGAGGGCACCCAACACCAGCCCAGCACCCAGAGGAGCAAACUGGAGCUGCCAAGCCAGGGCAGUAUGGUGAGCGAGGGACUGGCGGUGGAAGCUGGUGGCAAGGAGUUGGAAUCAAGCACAGGGGGCGAGGAGCUGGGGCAGCUCAGGAUGAUGUCCAAGGAGUCCCCUGUGGAGCUGUGGCAGCCGUGGCUCUUCAUCUCACAGCCCUACUGGGUUGUGUUUUGUGUGCUUCUCCUGAGCAUCGUCUUCCUCCUCCUCCUCCACCUCCUGGAGCUGAAGCAGCUGCAGCCCACAGCAACACCCAAAGUUUAGCUUCACCCACUCCCCAUCACUGCUCCUGACCCACCCUAUAAACCACAGAGGCCGUAGAAUAAUAAAAUUGGAGGAAAAAAUGGGGAGUUUUGAUGCGGGAGCAAAGGGUGACGACCUGUGCUUGGAGCUUGUAGGCACAAAGCUGUAGCAGCCCGCAGCCCUGCGAUGAAUUUCCUGGUUCUCAUUAGAACCAGUGCCAUUGCACUGUGAGGGAUACAAGGAUGUCCCUUGUGUGUCCCCUUUCCCUUGGGGACAGUGCCCAUGACCAACGUAGUUUUGCUUUAGGGCUGUGUCCCAGGAAUGCUCUCUUUGGCCCUGCACUGUAGGGAACACCACCACCUUAGCCUGUGUCCUCAACCCUGGCAUGGGCAUGCAGGGAGAGGAAAGGUCUGUAGC